Messenger RNA from Caenorhabditis auriculariae, 1663 nucleotides. The record is from the annotation of a GenBank genome assembly. Lineage: Eukaryota; Metazoa; Nematoda; Chromadorea; Rhabditida; Rhabditidae.
AUGGUUUCAGCGGUUGGUUUUUUUAUUAUUUUGAUAUUAUACAUUUUUUUGGUUCUAACACUGCUUUCUGUUUUUCAAAAACUUGGGACACUAGUUUUUUAGCGCUCUCCUGAUUGACUACUAUUAUUCCGUUUCUCUAACCAUUUUGCUGAGAGAAAAGAGCACACAAACAGGCUAGACUUCCUCAAAUCAUGCCGAUUUGACUUUUUUUGCAUUCUCAAGUUCCAGACCUCAAUUCUUUUCCUCACACUCGCCGCACUAGUUGCUGCGGCUCCCACUCCGCCGACUUCAACUAUUUCCAAUCAGCUGGGUCCGAACCGAAAUGGCUUGAACAAUGGGCAACAGCGUGAGUCACUUUUUUGACUUUUGGGAAAUGAUAAUUGAUUUUCAGCAAGUUCUGGUAACCAAGGCUUUGGAAAUCAGGCAGGCCAAAAUAAUCAAGGCUUCGGAAAUCAGCCAGGCCAAAACGGACAGAACUACGAACUGUACAACCUCGGAGGCCAGCCUGACAUAAAUGGAAACUAUGGAUCGAGCCAGAAUGGUUUCUCUGGUCUUGGACAAACAGGAUCGAAUGGAUUUCCUGGACAGAAUGGCUACAACGGAAACUUCGGAUCAAGCCAAAAUGGUCAGAACAGUCAAAACGGCUUGUCUGGUCUUGGACAGAACGGAAUGAAUGGACCUUCAGGGCUCUCCGGUCAGAAUGGGUUCAACGGAAACUUCGGAGCAAACCAGAAUGGCUUCUCCGGUCUCGGACAGAACCAAGGCUUGAACGGCUUCUCCGGUAUUGGACAGACUGGAUUCAACGGACCUUCCGGGCAGAAUGGACUCAAUGGAAUCUUUGGCUCCAGCCAAAACGGUCAGAAUAGCUUCCCUGGCAUGUCUGGACUCGGACAAAAUGGAUUCAACGGAAUCUAUGGAAUAAACCAGAAUGGCUUCUCCGGUCUCGGCCAGAACGGCUACAACGGAAUUUUCGGUUCCAACGGCAUCUCGGGCCUCGGACAGAACCAAUACAACGGAAUUUCUGGCUUGAAUGGCUUGUCUGGCCUUGGUCAGAACGGUUUCGAUGGAAACUUUGGAUCGAACGACUUCUCCGGCUUGUCUGGUCUUGGCCAAAACGGAUUCAACGGCAUUUAUGGCCUGUCUGGACUUGGCCAGAACGGCUAUAACCAAAACUUCGGCUCUAACAGCCUUUACAGUUCCAGACUCUCCGGUCUCCGUGGCUUCAACGGUCUCUCUGAAUACGGUGAGUCUUUUUCGGAGAUGAUUAUUGAAUUUUUUAAAUGUCCUUCACGGAGAAGUAUUUUUCUAUGAUCAACCAUUUUUCAUAAAACGAGAAGAUUUGAUUUCUCGAGACCUGGUUUCUAUUCAAGUCAGCUUUUCAGGAAACUCCGGCCUCUCCGGACUCGGUCAGAACUACGGAUCCAACAGCUAUCCAGGAUCUAGCCUGAGAAAGUUCCUGGAGCUCAUCGGUCUCAGUUCUUCCGGUUUCCACGGCCUUUCCGGCCUCAACCAGUACGGAAGCAGCGGUCUCAAUGGUCUCUAUGGCCAGUCGGGACUUUCCGGCCUUAACUACAACCGCGGCUUUUCCAACUACGGCCAGAAUGGAUUGAACAGCCUCUACGGAUCCGGCUACGGUCAGGAGUCGGUCUUCGGCAAGAAAUAA